AUGGCGAUCACUACGUUCGGGCUCUCGUGCCUGCACGAGGCUGCGAGCUCCAGCGCUACUGCUCCCUGCUUCGACAUCGUCUUGGUCCACGAGUUUGGGGGUCACCCGGCCCGGACAUGGCAACCGGUUAUGGGCGGAGGGUGGCCGGAUGCCAGGGUUUUUACUUUUGGCUACAAUGACACUCUUCGCCAGCCCUACGGGCGCAAGGAGCUGUCGGAUCAUGCGGAAAGGCUGCUCUUAGAGCUUUCUCAACGACGGGUAGACGACACGAGGCUCCGCCCCAUCGUGUUCAUCACCCGCGGCGCCGGCGGUAUCAUCGUCAAGAAGGCCCUUAUCACCGCUCGACUCGACACGCGGUAUAGAGACAUUGGUUCCCUCACUCUCGGAGUCGUCUUCGAGGGCCUCGUUCACGAAGCCACGGACAUGUCCCGAGGGGAACCCACAAGGGACGUAUGGCAGUCAGAGGACGCUGAAGGGCUCAAAGAGAUAUCCGCGGCCUUUGUUCGCAUCCCAGGCCUUCUGCUCAUGAGCGACAUGAAAAUCGGUCCAGCUGCCAGCAAGGAUCCGAAGGUUACGGGUCACCCCCUGCCCUCCGGUCCGGACGGGCUGCCGGCCUCCGGAUUAUUGUUCGAGGUGGUCAAGCGGAUGCAGGAGUUACCCGAGGCGAAGAUGGCCCUAUCGGCCGAGUUCCCUCGAGUGCUGCAGCUGCUCCGCCCCCACAAAGUGCGCCAGGAACAAGUGUCGAGGCCGCCUACCCCGGGCACGUGUUCCUGGAUCGAGGGAAGAGACCGAUUCAAGGAAUGGUUGGACCAAGACCAGGCCAAGCGCUUGCUGUGGAUUUACGGGGACAUGGGUUGCGGGAAGACAUACCUCGGCAGGUACAUCGUGGGGCUGGUUUCGGAUCCGUCACCAUCCAAGGAUAAACGUUACCAGCCCCAGACAGUAGCCUACUGCUGUCUCGGGGACAUGGCCGGCGGGUACAGAACGCCCGAGUCGGUGCUCGCGUGGCUGCUUCACGACCUUCUCGUGGCCCAGCCGGAGCUGGCACACGCCGCUAGGCUCAAGCAGGCCAAGCCCGUGUGCGAUCUUACACCCUACGAAGCCCAGCAGCUCUGGGGGCACGUCGUCGCCGAGGCAACCAAGGGUGGGCGUCGCCUAACGCUGGUCGUCGACGAGGUCGACAAAUUAGAUGUCGGGGAGGGCGACCCCAACAAGUUUUUCGAGUGCAUCACUUGCCGCGACCUCUCCUCCAUAAUCGGCGAUAGGGUCUGGCUGCUAGUCCUCUCCCGCCCCCAGCCAAGCCUCGAAGCGGCGCUUAAGACUGCUCGCUUCUCCGAGUACCGCAUCACGCCAGAUGAUACGACCCCCGACAUCGAGAAGACCACCAAUGAAGUGCUGGACGUCGUCCGGAUGCACCCCAACGGCUCCACCAUCGCGGACGACAUAAAGCAGCAGAUCAAGACAGGUGCCAGCGGCAUGUAUCUCUGGGCCCGGGUCGCACUUGACGACGCCGUAAAGAGAUUGGUGUCGGGCAACGGGCAAUCGAGGGACGAGCUGGCCACUGGAAUCUUUCCGCUUUUCGAGCAAUUUCUCGGGGAGAUUUCCAAGGGGGGCAACCAGGAGGACAAGGAUUUCCUUCAGAAUAUUAUAUUCUGGCUGACUUACCAAGCCGAACGCAUGCGCGAACCAGAACUGCUGACGGCAUGCGCCCUAGUUAGCAGAGUCGGGGGCGUCCAAAACUGUGAUUGGGACGAGGUGGACUCUAACGACCCCGAGGUCGAUGCCUUUUGUGGGAAGCAUCAGAGUCUGACACGGGAGGUCCGAGACCGAUGUGCCCCGCUAGUUAGGGUCUGGUCCGACGGGCUCAUCGGGGCCGUCCACCACUCUCUGCGCGAGUACCUCCGGAUGACGACCCCUCCCCAAUCGCCCCACCCCAACCACGGGCUGUACCACUGCAACGAGAAGAACUCCAACAAGAACAUUAGCCUCCUCUGCGCCGACUACCUGUUCCAACACGAGUCCGAAGCACCUGGCGCCGGUGAUUGGGCCCCGACCGAAGAGCACCCGGCGUGGCCCGAAGAGGUCGAAGAGCGCGUCCUGGCCCACCCGUUUAUCAGGUACGCGUCGCUCUUCUGGAUCUACCACGCCCGGAUCUCCGGCAGCCCGUUUGAUGCCGACCUCGCGCAGUGGAAUGAGCCCAGGCAUCGCCGGCUGCUCGACUUUCAGGACGGCGAUCCCCGCAAAGUGUGGUGGACCAAGCUGUCUCGGAGCAAGCUGUCUCGGAGCGAGCUGCCUUAG
Gaeumannomyces tritici R3-111a-1 is the source of this 2298-nucleotide messenger RNA. RefSeq lists its product as hypothetical. Gene Ontology annotation, molecular function: ATP hydrolysis activity. NCBI's taxonomy places the organism in Eukaryota, Fungi, Ascomycota, Sordariomycetes, Magnaporthales, Magnaporthaceae. The transcript is spliced from 7 exons. Bases 1 to 2298 code for a protein of 765 amino acids. The record is from RefSeq and is a predicted model, not a curated record.